AUGAAUAUCGAAGAGCUCACUAUCUCGCAGGUACAUGAGGCCUAUCGUGAUGGCACCUGGACCUGUCGGAAUCUCAUUCAAGCAUUCUUGAACCGCAUUGAAAUGCUGGACAAAAAUGGCCCGUGUAUUAACUCAACACUUGCAAUUUCCGAUGUCGCCGUUCAGGAGGCCGCCGCUCUCGAUGACUACUUCAAAACGAAGGGCCAGUUCAUUGGCCGUCUUCACGGUAUUCCGGUACUGGUCAAGGACCAGGCUGAUACCAAGGGAAUGGUGACUACGUAUGGCUCCCAUGUUGCUAAGAACAACAUACCAACCAAAGACGCUUUUGUAGUUGAAAAACUAAAAAGCGAAGGCGCAAUCAUUCUGGGAAAGACUACGAUGGGCGAUUGGGCGACUACAUGGUUCUCAACGUCAUCUGUGACUAAUUGGAAGUUUACCCACAAUCCCUAUAAACUCGGACACGAUGUUGGAGGCUCAUCUUCCGGAUCUGCUGCGGCUGUGGCGGCUAAUUUCUCAAUUCUGGCCGUAGCAGAAGAUACUGGAGGUUCAAUUCGCUGUCCUGCAUCAUUCACAAAUCUUGUUGGCCUUCGUUGCACUCCUGGGCUGAUCAGUCGGACUGGAUUCUGCCCGCUUGUCAAAACUCAGGAUACACCGGGCCCGAUUGCCCGUACCGUAAGCGAUUGCGCUUUGAUGCUGGAUUGCAUGGUCGGCUUUGAUCCAAACGAUGAAUGGACCGCUGUGGCGGUUACUGCACCCAGACCAAACGGUGGAAGUUAUGCGGCAGAGCUCGACCCUAACGCUAUUUGCAAGUCAAAAAUUGGGAUCAUACGAUCACUUUUUGGGUCAGAUUCGGAUCCCGCUUGCAAUGCCGUAAACAAAUUAGUUAACCACGCGAUUUCAACCCUCCAAAAAACGGGGACGAUCUUCGUGGACGUAGAAUUACCACGUCUGAGGGACUAUAUGACAACUACACCAGCAUAUGUGGUCCGCUCACGCUCAGAUAUCAAUGCUUUUUUGUCCACUAAACCACACCUACCUCAGGAUGUUGCAGACAUUGUUCCUGAGAACCCCCCUCAUCCUUCUCUCGAUUUUACUUCCCAAGUUGCACAUGGCCCAUCCGAUCCAACAACCGACCCGACGUAUCUACAACGUCUCCUCGAUCGUGAUGAGUUCCAGAGACGCCUCACUUGUCUUAUGGCAACACAUGGUCUUGAUGCAUUGGCCUUUCCGGAUGUCCAAAUCCCACCACCACGUCACGAAGAUUCGACAAAUGGUCGCUUUCCGACCUGCUGGGAGUUUCCCACUAACACAUUACUUGCAAGUCAAGCUAGGGUCCCAGCGAUCAGUGUCCCCGUAGGGUUCACAGAGGAUGGACUGCCUGUGGGGAUGGAGCUCGUGAGCUGGGAAUACCGGGAACAGGCGCUAUUAGAAAUGGCCAGGGGAAUCGAGUAUCACAUUCCUUCGCGUCGGGCACCACAGCUUUGA
Talaromyces marneffei is the source of this 1485-nucleotide messenger RNA. RefSeq lists its product as uncharacterized. NCBI's taxonomy places the organism in Eukaryota, Fungi, Ascomycota, Eurotiomycetes, Eurotiales, Trichocomaceae. Bases 1 to 1485 code for a protein of 494 amino acids. The record is from RefSeq and is a predicted model, not a curated record. The transcript has a single exon.